Messenger RNA from Tilletiaria anomala UBC 951, 2946 nucleotides. Its product is annotated as protein serine/threonine phosphatase 2C. The record is from RefSeq and is a predicted model, not a curated record. Lineage: Eukaryota; Fungi; Basidiomycota; Exobasidiomycetes; Georgefischeriales; Tilletiariaceae. The coding region runs from base 330 to 2858 and encodes 842 amino acids. The transcript is spliced from 3 exons.
CACGCGUCGAAGGACCGAGGGUGUCAAAGAAGUCCCCGUUGCUCGGCGUGCUGCCUCGUAGUCUCCUUGCCUACCAGCAGAUUCCUUGUGGGAAGGCAGAUCGCCUGCGCCCCGGCGACGGACAUGUGAUGUUGUGGUGAUCGCGACGCCACCUCGAUCCAAGGCCUCAACGGGCUCUACUUGUGCAACACAAGGUGCCAACCUCGUCACAAGCCUUGAAGACAUCGACCAAGCCGACCAUCUGCACUGUUUCACAUCACAACGCGCUCUUUGGACGCUGGACACUGCUAAACGUGCGGAUCCCGCACCGAUAAAGGACCAGCUGCAACAUGUCGGCGAAAUUGCCCAAUCAUAGUCUGUUCGCACGCGCCGCAGUGUCUUCGAAGCGAGUCACUGUGUUCAAGCUUGCAUCUGCAUCUCCGCCAUCCAUAGCUGGCAGUGGUGCCUUAUCGACCUCCUCCGCUCGAACUGCAUCCACUGUUUCCGUCUCAUCAUCGACAACUGUUGCGAAUGCGUCACCACGCUCGCAAGGGGCAGCCCCAGCCCUUUCAAGCACCAACAGCAGCGGCACGAGCGUCUCUCCCAUCGCUGCCCCUGCCGCCAUAUUGCCUACGGGGGCAGGCGCUCUCUAUCAUCGACGAGCAUUUCACCUGUGGAACGCGUCUACGAGUCGCGGUGCUGCCAACGCGGUCUCCUUGUCUUACCACACCGGCACACAGUCCACGCUGCCAAAAUGGGUAGACUCGUUGGACUUGUUUGUCGAUCUGUCUUCCUUACCGACGAAGAAGCCAACACCCGACUCGCAAACUAUCUACACGUCGAGAUCCGACCCAGGUGUAGACUUGCCUCUGGAUCUAUGGACUGAGGCAGAUUCGUCCUCGUUCUACGCGAACAACUUGCACGAGCAGCCCUUGCUGACCUGGGAACAGGCCACACAGGGUGGAUCUGUUCAUUUUCGAGAUGCAGGGGUGUUUGGAGGAGGAAACGGCAGCGGGUUCGGGAGCUCUGCCAAUCCAUUCGGUGGAGCCGAAAGCAACGGUGGCUUCCGCUCGCCUGGAAACGGGUUGUCCGACAUAUUCGCUAGUUCGCCUCCUCCUCCUAACGAUGGCUCAUCGUCAAAAGCGACGUACUCAUUGACUGGUGCGAGUGCAUCAACUGGUAGCUCAGAUGGCGGUAGUGGCGGGGAAUCUGGCGGUAACGCCUCGACGCAUCAGAUUGGGACCAUUUCUACAUACCCGAUGGCUCUGUCCGCGUCGAGCAGCGGCGCCAUGGUAGGCAAUCCCAAGUCUCUGCCGUCUUCAUACUACCAACGAGCCGACCCGCCGGUAAGCCAUAUCAAUCCUUUCAUGGCCCGCGCACUUUCCAUCCCGCGUGCUCCAAAGCCGGAGUUCACAUUUGAUCAUGGCGCCUAUGGUAUCCCGAAGAGGCACCCUCUCUCCGCGCCGCCUAGGAAGGCGACACGAUCUGGGCCGGGAAGUGCGAUGGGCAUGCUAAGCGCGGCAGCAGACUUUCUGACAAGCCCGCAAUUGACAAUGGAAGAGAUCAAGGCGGCGCCACCCGUUCCAGCUGCGGGUCAGGACUCUACGGAAGGUUCGCAGGCAGCGAGUCAGCUUGCCAGUAUGCUUCCACCAGGACACGUUGCAGGAUACACGCCACGAUUGAAGAUGAAAGGUGGGCGGAAGCUGAAGCUACGAGAGAAUGGCAAGCUCGUUCCGGAUAGACUUCGGAGCGUGCAGGUCGGUGAAGAUGCGUAUUUUCUUCGUCCAGAUGCACUAGGCGUCGCCGAUGGCGUCGGUGGCUGGGCACGACGGCCAGGAGCGAAUGCCGCGCUGUACUCGCGGCUGUUGAUGCAUUUUUGCGCUGUUGAGCUCUCUCGAUAUGACGAGCUAUCACGCGAUGAGCUUGCAGCGGACAAUGGCAAGCUACUAAAGAAGUGGGCGCAGAUCGACCCCGUCGAGGUGAUGCACCGGGCUUGGGAACGCUGUGUGCGGACAGCACGCAAGGAGGGCAUCCUCGGCAGCUCGACUGCACUGUUGGCUUUGCUAAGAGGGGACGAGCUGCGGAUAGCCAACCUGGGUGACUGCGUCCUGCUCAUCAUUCGCGAUGGCGACCUACUCUUCCGAUCCACGGAACAACAGCACUCUUUCAACUUCCCCGUCCAGCUGGGCAUGAUGGGCGAUACCGUCGAAACGGUGGCGGAACGGAUCAAAGCUGCAGCGACAGAGCAGGCAGUGGCGGAAGAGGCAAAGAGGAAUGGACAAACGGCAGCUGAAGAUGUAGACUCUGAUGAAGAAGGUCUUGAUGAACCUGAAGGUGAAUUGCCUGCAGAUGCCAGUGCAGCACAAGCUACACCGAGGCCAGAACCACCCCUCGAUCCAGAGGACACGGAAUGGGAUGAGCCGAGGCGAGAUGCUGGGCGAUGGACCGUCAAGGUGCAACCAGGAGACAUAAUCAUCCUCGGCAGCGAUGGCCUCGUUGACAAUCUUUUCGACGAGGACAUUUUGGAGGAGGUUCGCAAAUUCGCACCUGACCAUGGUGCCAACGCGCCUGUGGCACCUGCAGACGACCAUCCAGGUCAAGUUCAAGGUCAAGAUGCGCCGCAUCGUACAGCGAUAGGAUCUGUUCUUCCGCCUGACUUUUCGCCUCAGGAUGUCUCCGAAGCACUGUGCUCACGUGCAAAAGCUGUCAGCGAGGACCGCCGAGCCACCACGAGCCCAUUUCAGAUCGCAGCCCAAGAGGAGGGUAUGUACUACGUGGGUGGUAAACACGACGACAUCUCGGUUCUAGUGGCUGUUGUCGGCCAUCGCUCCGAGCACUCCGAAGGCACCUUCGUCUCUCCGGCCGAUACCCAUUUGUAGAAUACACUUUUAUGUUUCGCACUUUCUCAUGGGGGUUUUGUGAGAUUCUUGUAGAGUAAAAAUGUCAUGAAUUGCACCUGCUACGUCU